CUCAGUGCUUUGUUUGACACAAGCGGACGUGGAGUCCCACUGAGAGAGCCUCGCGCGUAACCCGCGCAGCCCCUUAGGCGCGUUUCAUGGAGAUCUACGGAUGACAAGACCUGCGCGCCGCGGGUUACUCUCAGCAUCUACAGGGAUCUCUACUGCGGAACAUGGCGAGGGGGAUGAGAGGAGCUCAUCUCCUCGCUCUAUUUUUCACCUUGUCGACAGCGCUUUUCGGGGACGCAAAUGGACAAGAAACCCUUAAUGACUUAACAGGUUUUAGUUUGAGUCCCCCGUAUUUCAACCUCGCCGAGGGCUCCGGUAUCUCCGCCACGGCAACAUGCGGUCAGGAUGAGGCUGGGACACCGAGAUAUGAUUUAUACUGUAAGCUUGUCGGCGGACCGAACAUCGGACUUCCUACUCAAAAUAUACAGGGUCAGUUCUGUGAUUACUGCAACUCCGUUGAUCCAAACAAAGCCCACCCGGUGACCAGCGCCAUUGAUGGGACUGAGCGGUGGUGGCAGAGCCCUCCUCUCUCCAGAGGGCUGGGGUACAACGAGGUGAAUGUUACCCUGGACCUUGGGCAGCUCUUCCAUGUGGCAUAUGUCCUCAUCAAGUUUGCUAACUCACCUCGUCCUGACCUGUGGGUGCUAGAGCGAUCUUUGGACAACGGGAGAACCUUCACUCCUUGGCAGUAUUUUGCACAUUCAAAGCACGAGUGUAUUGAAAGAUUUGGAAAGCGGCCCAAUGCUCGUCUAUUAAAUGAUGAUGACCAGAUCUGCACCACAGAGUACUCACGGAUUGUGCCUUUGGAGAAUGGAGAGAUUGUGGUGUCUUUGGUCAAUGGUCGGCCAGGGUCCAAAAACUUCACCUACUCACCAGUGCUGCGAGAUUUCACAAAGGCCACCAACAUCCGCCUACGAUUCCUCCGCACCAGCACCCUGCUGGGCCACCUCAUCUCCAAGACCCAGAGAGACCCCACUGUCACACGCAGGUACUACUAUAGUAUCAAAGACAUUAGCAUCGGUGGACGCUGCGUUUGUCAUGGCCAUGCACAGGUGUGUGGUGGGGGACGUAAGCCAGACAACCCAAACAGACUCCAGUGUGAGUGCCAACACAACACUUGCGGUGAGUCAUGUGACCACUGCUGCCCAGGCUUUCACCAGAAACCAUGGCGUGCUGCAACUGUCAAUAGCCCAAACGAGUGUCAGCCCUGCCAGUGUUUCUCCCAUGCAUUUGACUGUUAUUACGACCCAGAGGUGGAAAAGAGGGGAGCAAGUUUAGACACCUUCGGCAGGUACGACGGAGGGGGAGUGUGCAUCAACUGCCAGCACAACACUGCUGGAGUGAACUGUGAGCGAUGCCUUGAAGGCUUCUACAGACCUUAUGGAGUACCUCCUGAGUCUCCCAGUGGAUGCAUACCCUGCAGGUGUGAUGAAAGGACUAUAGCUGGCUGUGAAAUGGGGUCUGGAAGGUGUAUCUGCAAGCCACAAUUUGCUGGAGAAAACUGUGAUCGAUGUGCUGACGGAUACUAUUACUACCCUCAGUGCAUUAGAUAUCCCAUAUACCCGGCGACCACCAAAUCCCCUGCAGGUCCUUUUGUGGAGCCCACCGCCUGCCCUCCAGGUUAUUUCGGCUCACCAAACUGUCAGCAGUGUGUAUGUGACUACAGAGGGACAGUGUAUGGGGUGUGUGAUGCUUCAGGGCGCUGCCUGUGCCGUCCGGGUGUGGAGGGGGAGCGAUGCGACCGCUGUCGACCUGGAUACCACUCCUUCCCAAACUGCCAGGCGUGUCUCUGUGAUGGGGCUGGUGUGGCUGACAGUGUCUGCGGUCCAAGUCGUCGGUGUAUUUGCCUGCCCAACUAUGGGGGGCAGGAGUGUGAUGAAUGUGCACCAGGCUACUAUGGAUACCCAGACUGUGCUGCCUGCCGAUGUUCACCUGAAGGCUCACAUGGAAACAUAUGCAACCCACUGUCGGGUCAGUGCCUGUGUCUGUCAGGGGUAGUGGGCCAGCAGUGUGACCGCUGUGCCUCUGGACUCACGUUCCCCCAGUGCUCGGCCUCCAUUAGUCAGUGCAAUGUGGCAGGAACUGAGUUCACUGAUCCUCAAACGGGCUCCUGCCACUGCCUACCACACGUAGAGGGAACCCUGUGCAACAGGUGUAAACCUCUCUACUGGAAUUUGGUUACAGACAACCCUCGUGGUUGUAUAGAGUGUCGGUGUGAUUUGAAAGGGACACUGAGUGGUGUCGGAGAGUGUGAACAGAAAAGCGGACAGUGUCACUGUAAGCCAAAUGCAUGUGGACAUUCGUGUGACUCCUGUGAGGAUGGGUACUUUAUGCUGCAGAAAAAGUAUUAUUUUGGUUGUCACGGUUGUCAGUGUGAUGUCGGCGGUGCCAUCGGCAUGGCGUGUCAUGAGAUAUCUGGAAACUGUCAGUGUCGGAAGAAUAUUGUUGGCCCUAAAUGCACUGAGCCAGCACCAAGCUACUACUUUCCUACUUUGCACCAACUGAAGUUUGAAAUUGAGGAUGGCACCAGGCCAAAUGCCAGACCGGUACGAUUUGGGUAUGACCCUCAAGAGUUCCCAGACUUCAGCUGGAGAGGUUAUGCUAUUAUGUCCCCUGCACAGAGUGAAGUCAGAGUAAUAGUGCAUGUUGACCCAAAAGAAGGGAGUCAGCACUUAUUCCGUGUGGUUCUGCGGUUCAUUAACCCCAGCGGCACCAGUGUGACUGGUAGCAUCAAGGCUACCAGCAACAGAGGCAAUGCAGGGUCAGAUGAGAGUAAGGAAGUAAUAUUCCCUGAGAGUCGCUCCCCAUCCUUCCUCACUGUCCCAGGAGAGGGCUUUGCUGAGCCCUUUGCUUUGACUCCUGGGAAAUGGAUCAUUCAUAUAAGGGCGGAGGGGGUACUGCUGGACUAUUUAGUGCUGCUGCCAAGGGAUUACUAUGAGGCUCCGCUGCUACAGGAAAAGAUCACCCAGCCCUGCACAUACCUACCUAACGCAAACAGCAACACAAACUGUCUACUGUAUAAGCAUGUGGCCAUGGAUGGCUUUAGCUCUGCGCUGGGCUCUCAGGGAAGACUCUCCAGGCGCAGCGGGCGCAGGAGGAGGCAGGCUCGUGUACGGCGUCCCACCCCAGAUCACCCUGAGAUGGCUGCUCUCAAUGGCAGACAGUCUCAGCUUCAGCUCAGUCUGCGCGUGCCUCGCUCUGGCCCAUACGCCCUUGUCCUGGAGUAUGCCAGUGAAAUGGAUACUGUCCAGAAUGUCAAUAUACUCAUCAGUGGCCGGCUAGAUGGCCAGAUUCCGGCCAGGGCUAAUAUUUACAGUUGUGCCUACAGCUUUUUGUGCCGGAGUGUGGCAGUGGACAGCAGUAAUCAGGUGGCGGUAUUACAGCUUACUCAUAAGACAGAACUUGUCCUGCAAACUUCCACAACCUCAUUCCUGCUGUACAAAGUGUAUGCAGUGCCUGUAGAAGAGUUCUCAAUUGAGUAUGUAGAACCCAAGGUGCUCUGUGUCUCCACGCACGGCCGCUUCGGCGAAGACAGACGGCACUGUGUUCUGAGGCAGUUCGACAAGCCAACCUCAGCCUGGAUUUUGUAUGCGGCCCGUGAUGGUGAGUUAUCAUCUGCAGCAGCUGUUGCUCCCCAGCGAGAGGACAAGGGGGAUUGGAGAUGGAGACGACAGACCGGGUUGUUUCCCCUCCGUGAUCCACAGAGUGAUGGGAUACUGCUUAAAUUCCCUCAGACGGAGAUCAAUUUCACUCCCAGGGUGCCCCUCCCGGGCAGGUAUGUGGUUUUGGUCCAUUAUCACCAGCCAGAGCAUACCUCCUUCCCCGUGGAGGUCCGAGUGGACGCAGGGCAUGACUGGAAGGGUUCAAUAAAUGCAUCCUUCUGCCCUGCGGUCUCAGGCUGCAGGGAGGUUGUCAUCGCUGAAGGACGCAUUGCCCUUGACUUGGACCAGAAUUCUUGGAGGCUGCCCACCAUCUCUGUGAUCGUGCCAACUAGGAAGACCUUUAUUCUGGAUUAUAUCUUGUUGGUUCCUGAUAGCAGUUACACCCCAGAUCUCCUGAGAGAGAAGCCGCUGGAUAACUCUGCAGAUUUCAUACAGCAAUGUCGAGGAGAAGGGUUCUAUAUUGACCAGAGAACUUCCUCCCAGUUCUGCAGAAACUCUGCCCGCUCUCUCGUAGCGGCUUACAAUGAUGGAGCUCUGGCUUGCAACUGUGAUACAUCCGGCUCCACAGGGUCUACUUGCAAUCCAGUUGGAGGACAGUGUCCCUGCAGGCAGCACAUCAUUGGUCGACAGUGCACGAAAUGUGCCACUGGUUACUAUGGCUUCCCCUACUGCAGACCGUGUGAGUGCGGUCGCCGACUGUGUGACGAGGUGACGGGACGCUGUAUCUGCCCUCCUCAGACUGUCAAACCAGCCUGUAAUGUGUGUCAGAAUCAGACUUUCAACUACCACCCUUUGCUGGGCUGCGAGGGCUGUGAGUGCUCUCCAAAUGGCAUCAACGCCGAUGCAGGACCUGACUGUGAACACAUCACUGGACAGUGCAGUUGCAAGCCUAGGAUUGGGGGCCGCCAGUGUGAUCGCUGUGCCGCAGGUUACUAUGGCUUCCCUGACUGUGUACCUUGUAACUGUAAUCAAGGUGGUGUCACGCCUGACGUGUGCCACGCAGACACAGGGAGGUGUCUCUGCAGGAGAAAUGUGGCUGGUGUCAGGUGUGAUACCUGUCGGGAAGGUUCCUUCUACUUUGACCCCUCGAACCCUCAUGGCUGUUUCAGCUGCUUCUGCUUCGGAGCCACUGACCAGUGUCAGAGCUCCAGCAAACGCAGGGGGAAGUUUGUUGAGAUGCGAGGCUGGCGUUUGGAAAGGGCUGACCAGGAGGAGGUUCCCUCCGUGCUGAACACAGCCAGUAAUACGGUGGUGGCAGACAUUCAGGAGCUUCCUCCUACAGUUCAGACUCUACACUGGGUGGCACCACAGUCCUACCUGGGAGACAGGGUUACAUCUUAUGGUGGUUUCCUUACCUACCAGUCCAAAUCCUUUGGGAUUCCCAGCGAGGGGAUGACUCUGAUGGAAAGAAGACCUGAUGUUGUGCUGACUGGCCAGGAUAUGACCCUGAUCCACAUGGCUCCGCAGGUCCCACUUCCAGACAGGCUGUAUCAGGGCAGAGUCCACCUUGUGGAGGGAAACUGGCGCCAUGCUAUCACCAACAGGCCUGUGUCCAGAGAGGAACUCAUGAUGGUCCUAGCUGGUCUGGUGGGCCUGAGGAUCCGAGCUUUGUACUUUACUCAGAGCCAGCGGCUAAGCGUGGGGGAGGUGGGCUUGGAGGAGGCAUCUAACAUGGGGACCGGGGGUCAUGGACACACUGUGGAGCAUUGUUCCUGCCCCCCUGAGUACACUGGAGAUUCCUGUGAGAAAUGUGCUCCUGGUUUCUACAGAGAUGGCAGCGGCCCUUACCUGGGCCGCUGUGUGCCCUGUGACUGCAACGGUCUGGCUGAUGAGUGUGAGGAGAGGACAGGGAGGUGCCUGGACUGUAAAUACAACACAGCUGGGGACCGAUGUGACCGUUGCAAAGAAGGUUACUAUGGAAACGCGGGUCAGAGGACAUGCAGAGUGUGCCCGUGCCCAUUCAGCGUGCCCACAAACAGUUUUGCAGUAGGUUGCAGAGAGGUGUCUGGAGACUACGAGUGUAUAUGCAGAUCAGGCUACACUGGAGACAGGUGUGACAGAUGUGCUCCGGGAUACUAUGGCGAUCCACUGACACCAGGAGGAAGUUGUCGGCCCUGUAAUUGCAAUGGCAAUGGUAACAACUGUGAUCCCCAGACUGGAGUUUGCAAGAACACACUGGAGCCGGGAGACACAAACACAGAUGAGCGCUGCCAAGAGUGUGACAGUUGUGCCCAGACGUUACUACAUGAUCUGGAGAAGCUGGAUGAUGAGCUGGGAAGGAUCAAGGCUCAGAUGAACAUCGCCACUGCCAGUGCCUCCUCUCAGGACAGGCUGAAGAAGCUGGAGAAGGCCGUGUCAGACACCAAGAUUCUUGUCAAAAAAUUCAACUCUGCCGUCAACAGCCAAAAGAACAGAGUCAAACAGCUGGAAGAGGACACGAUCACUCUUGCAGAUGACAUCAGCUCCCUCGAAGACAAGGCAGAUAAAAGGGCUGCUGAUGCUGACAAAGCAGUGGCAGAAGUCGAGAAAACCCACAAGAGGGCUAAGGAUCUGGACUCAGACAUUCAAAACAUGCUCAAGAAAAUCCAAGCUCUGCUUGACCAGCUGAAGGAGGCAGGCACCAGCGGUGAUAUGGUGCCCAAUGAAAGCCUGGCAAAAAUGCUUGAAGACGCUCAGCGCAUGGUGAGGGAGAUGGAGAACAGGAACUUCGCCCCUCAGAAGACAGCUGCCGAGAAAGAAAGGGACGAGGCCAAGAAAUUGCUUGACUACAUCAAGGCUAAUGUAAGUAGGCAGUGUGACCAGAACGAGGCUGCAGCAGAGAAGAUUCGAGGCCUUCUGAAAGAUUACGAAGCUAAGCUGAAGGACCUGGACAAGGCUCUGAAGGAGGCGGCGGACUUGGUGAAACAAGCCAAUGCUGAGAAUGGACUCAGUGCUCAGGCACUGGAAGAGCUGCAGAAACGUAUUGAAAACUUAAAAAAGGAGCAGAAGACUGUUGAAGACCAAAUGGCCAUGGCAGAGGACGAGCUGCAGAAAACUGAGGAUUUGUUGAAAAUGCUCACUGACAGUAAAACGGAGUACGAACAUCUGGCAGCACAGCUUGAUGGUGCCAAGACUGAUUUGACCAAGAAGGUGAAUGAGAUUUCCGCAGCAGCAGCCAAUGAGAAGAUCGUGGAGGCUGCAGAGGAACAUGCUAAGAAUCUUAACAAACUGGCAAAGGAACUUGAGGAUGCCGUGAAGAGUGCAAGUGGACACACUGAGGUGCGUAAAGCCAAAGACGCUAUUGAGGCCUACAAGAACAUCACGGAGGCCAUUAAUGCUGCUGAGGCAGCAGCUAAUGAGGCCAAAGAUGCAGCAGACAAUGCCUUGAACAAUGUAAAGAACCAGAAAAUCACACAAAGAGCGAAAGACCUGAAAGAGACUGGUGAUGACCUAUUGCAGAAUGCACGUGAGGCAAAGGAAAACCUUCAAGGUGCUACUGACAACCUUACUGACCUGAAGACACGCCUGAAGAACGCUGACAGGAAGAAGAAAACGCUUGAGAAAGACCUGCUUGAUGCGCAGAACCAAUUGAAUGACAUCAAGAGAGAUGACAUUGGUAACAUGAUUGAUGAAGCAAAAAGGAAGGCAGCUUCAGCCAAUGACACGUCCAGUAACACUAUGGACAAACUGAAUGCCAUGAGAAAGGAAAUUGACAAGAUCAGUGUCACUCCUGUGGACUCGAGCCUAAGCGGUGUAUUGGACAAUGUUGACCAGUCAGUGAAGGACUUACUGAAUGCCAUCCCAUCUCUGAAAAACAAGAUAUCAGAGGUGGAGAACUUGACCUCGCACUUCUCACCCAUUAGCAACAUAUCUGAGAACAUCAAGAAGAUCAAAGACCUCAUUGAACAAGCCCGGGAUGCAGCUAACAGGAUUGUGGUCCCAAUGAAGUUCACAGGUGUUGGCCACGUGGAGCUGCGUCCACCAAAGAAUCUGGAGGAUCUGAAGGCCUACACAGCCCUGUCUCUGUCGCUGCAGAGACCUGAAGGCAGAGGAGACGGAAGACGCAGACGCAGACAGACUAGAGGCAAAGACAUGUUUGUGCUCUACCUCGGCAAUAGAGAUUCUUCUAAGAACUACAUAGGUAUGGUUCUGAGGAACAACAUGCUGUACGGUGUGUACAAGCUCAACGGAGUCGAGUACGAGAUGGAAACGGGUUACAUCACAACGUCUUCAUCUGAGCCGGCCCAAUUCGAUAGAGUGGACCUAAACAGAAUUUACCAAGAUGCAGAGAUGAUCCUCACCAAAGAUAUCACCUCGAGUACUCCUGGUGAGCCAAUUAAGAGCAACAAUCGAGGAGAGGAGAACAAGAACCUCCUGGACCUCACCCCCGAUGAUAUUGUUUUCUAUGUCGGAGGCUACCCUGCCAACUUCACUCCACCAGCUUCUCUGAGCUACCCAAACUACAAGGGCUGCAUUGAGUUCUCCUCCUUUAAUGACAAAGUCAUCAGUCUCUAUAAUUUCCAAAGGGCAGAGAAAAUUAACUUGGAGACUCCAUGCAAGAGGUAUGUCCCGCCAAUGGAUUCAGAGUACUUUGAAGGCACUGGAUAUGGCAAAGUUACAGAUAGAAGACCUGUCUUCCUCAUCAGUAUGUCCAUCCUCACUCAUUCAGAAAAUGGUCUACUCUUAUACAUGGGAAGUGAGAGCAAAUACUUCACCGUAACACUGGAGAAGGGCUUCCUUGUUAUCCGCAGUAAUUUGCUCAAAGAACCAACGAUAGACAACAUGAAAAAAUUCCCGGCAACAGACUGGAGAGAUAUCCUUAUUGUCACAAGAAAUGGAGAAUUCAAAGUCCGCGUCACUGGUAACGACUUUCUCAAAGCCACAGCUGAGUACAACGAUGAGGACUUUAAAGACAUUUAUAUUGGUGGUGCACCACAAGCCUUGAGGGAAAGACAUAACAUCACCAUGCAACCAUUCAAGGGAUGCUUGAAGAAUCUUAAGCUGAAUAAUGUCUUUAAACCUCUGGAUGAGCAAGUGGGCGUCAGCAAAGGCUGCCCCAAGGAUUCCCUGGUUUCUCGUAAAGCAGAGUUCAGCUUGGGGGGCUCCCUGUCAGCCGAGCUCACAGGCUUUAGCCUGGCUAAUAAUGUAACUGUUUCUCUGGGAUUCAAGAGCACAGAGAAUCAGGGUGUCAUUCUACAGGACAAACAGCUGGCUAGUGGGAUUAAUCUUGCAUUGGAAAAUGGCCACGUGACUCUCAGUUUCAACAGCAAGAGCUGGAAAUCUAACAAACAAUACCACGAUGGCCAGUGGCAUUACUUGACUGUAACCAGAAGAGCUGGAAGGAUUGAGCUGCUUAUUGAUGAUGAAGAUAAGGGUCAGGAGCAGAGUGGCGGCACAUCCGUACCUGACACAGCUGGCUCCAUGUUCCUGGGAAGAGAGAAGUUCAAAGGCUGCAUUUCCAACCUCUACACAAGACGGCCAGACAAUCUGUACAAGGCUGAGGACUUAAGCUCCUUCAAGGCUUCUGGAGACGUCCUCCUUGAUACGUGUACUUCUGACAGUCCUGCUCAACUGAUGCUGGACCGCAUUUCUAAGAAGGACGGUGUGAUGCAGGCGACAAAUCAGAGUGUAUCAGCGUGUACACUGCCGGCCCUGGUUCAACAUGCUUAUCGCAUGGGGGGCCCUGUGAGCAGCCUGAGCUACAGUCUUCCACUUCAGGUCCUGCAGCCCAGACCCCACUUUUCACUGGAUGUCAGGACUCGAUCUCCCGAAGGUCUGCUGUUCUUUGCUGCUACCAGAGGAGGGCGCUCUCAUCUUGCUCUAUACAUGUCCAAGGGCAGGAUCAGACUGUCUGUAGGCAAACAGAAGGAGAUCUUCAACCGGGAGAAGUACAAUGAUGGAAAGUGGCACUCGGUCAUAUUCAGUUUGGAGAAGAAGAAAUUCCGAUUGGUUGUAGAUGGGAUCAGAGCCCAGGAUGGUCAGCUGACCAAUACUGAGUUGACAUCCAUGCAGCAGUUCAUGUCCCCUGUGUAUCUGGGCAGUGCCCCCGAAUCCCUUCACAAACAGUUAAAGUCAAAGGCCCUUCCGAAACAAAGCGUGUCUGGCUGUAUCCGCAAUUUUAAAAUGAAUGGAGCACCAAUGUCAAAUCCAACCACAAACCAUGGUGCUGGCCCCUGCCUCGAGGGACAGACACAAAGAGGGGCUUACUUCUCAGGGAGUGGAGCACAUGUUGUUAUCAAUGACUCCUUUGUUGUGGGCUCCAGCUUUGAGCUGCUGUUUAAUAUUCGUCCACGGAGUCCGACUGGACUCCUGCUACAUGUCGGUGAUUCCAGCAGGAUGCAAUACGGACCCACGAUGGGCCACUAUCUCAGUAUCUACAUGCUCCGGGGAGAGGUGGUGGCACGGGUUAACAAUGGAAAAGGGGAAUACAUGGUGUCAGUGAAGCCAAAAGCUUCUUUGUGUGAUGGAAUGUUUCAUAAAAUUUCAGUGAUCAAGAGGAAAAACGUCGUGCAACUGCAUGUGGACACAGUGGACAAUUACAAGAUUGGUCCACCAUCUUCCACUACCACUUUGACCAAAGACCCCCUGUAUGUGGGUGGCAUUCCUGAGAUGUCAGUGCAACAGACACUCCCCGUCACCUCGUCCUUUGUGGGAUGCAUCCAGGACCUGAGGAUCAACGAUGACUCGGUCUCUUUUGAGAGGCUCUCUACUGUGUUUGGUCCAGUCAACGUCAGAGAGUGCCCAGGUUGAACAAAAGCACCUCGCUGCGUCAUCUUUAAACAAACCUUGGGACCACAUCCACCGCCUACCAUGUGCAAUCUGUUACCAAGACAGAGAAUGUGUUUGUAUGUAAGAAUGUACAGUAUAUAUUAUGAGGAGUGUGUUUAAGCAUGAGUGUGUGUGUGUGUGUGUGUGUGUGUAAGUCUGUGAAUGUGUGUGUGUUUGUAUGUGUGUGUAAAAUAGAGAUAUGAGCAGCAGCUUACAGUUUCAUAAUAUUUGCUGCUCUGUUAAACAUUUCUGUAUUUAUUAUGCGAUAAAAUCAUGUAAUGUGGCACCAAUUUGCGAAUGCAUAUUAUAACAGUUGUUUUACAGUCUGAUGUGUUGGUCCAUUAAUUCUCUGUCGACAAUCAAAUGCUACUGAACAUGCUUGUCGGGGCUGCAGUCUGAGCAAACCAGCACUUUAAGAAAAAAACUAAUGAUACCUUUUGUGAUGGUGCUUUACUGGAGAUCAUCAUUAUUAAUUGAUGUUUACAUGCCCGCAUGUAGAAUUCCGCAUCUUAACCGGUUUAAUAGAAAUGGCGUCUUCACACAGGCCGUGAACUCACAUGGUUUUUCCCGUAUUGUAUUACUGUGUUUCCGAAUUCAUUUUCCAUUUUGCAUUCCUUUUGCAUGCACGAGGACGCUCUGAGUGGCAGUUAACGUCAGUUGCAUCCGAAAACAGCAUCUACUGAAUUUUGUGGAGCAUUGUCUUUAAGUUGAAAAAAUCCAACAUACUGUAGAUGCCAUGAGCAUAAACCUCACAAUCCUGGUCAGUCAUGUUUGGGACCAUUUAGUGCAUAUUGCUAUAAAGAUGAAAGUAAUAUAACCAAAAAAAAAUCUCUGCUUACCUGCUUUGUACAUUUACACCAAAAUUUCUGAUACCAGGAAAAAUAUGCAUGAUAAUUGGACAUAUUUGUACAUGCAAUCGUGUGAUGUGACCACUGAUUUGUAAACCAUUCUGUAAUGUGUCCAAGUAAUGUGCCGUAAGUAGGUCUGGAAAAGUAUCUUUUGACUUGUGAUCAUGGUGAUAACUAGCAUUAUUUCAUGUACUGACACAUGAUUUUUUGAGAAAUCUGGGAUUAAUUGUUGAAUUGUACUGAGCAGCAUGUGUAUACUUUUGAU
Xiphias gladius (swordfish) is the source of this 11519-nucleotide messenger RNA. Its product is annotated as laminin subunit alpha-3-like. Lineage: Eukaryota; Metazoa; Chordata; Actinopteri; Istiophoriformes; Xiphiidae. Gene Ontology annotation, cellular component: basement membrane. Gene Ontology annotation, biological process: axon guidance; cell adhesion; regulation of cell migration. Gene Ontology annotation, molecular function: signaling receptor binding. The transcript has 77 exons. Bases 162 to 10388 code for a protein of 3408 amino acids. The record is from RefSeq and is a predicted model, not a curated record.